Molecule: messenger RNA, 3114 nt
Organism: Talaromyces amestolkiae
Lineage: Eukaryota; Fungi; Ascomycota; Eurotiomycetes; Eurotiales; Trichocomaceae
Exons: 2
Coding region: 1-3114 (1037 amino acids)
Cellular component (GO): cytoplasm
Molecular function (GO): ATP binding; ATP-dependent chromatin remodeler activity
Source: RefSeq, a predicted model, not a curated record
AUGGUGAACGAAGUGACCCCCGCAAAGGGACCCCUAUCCUCACGCAAACCAAACGAACAGACACCAGAGGGCAUCUCAACUCCAGAAUUCGGAAAGCCAACUCCUCUACGAUCCGUCCAGCCUACAUCACAAGUCCCUUUCAAUAUCCCCAAGACCAAUCGCCCACGAGUCGAGCAUCACCGUCCGAUAACGAAUCGUGUUCCGUCUCAGACAGGUGCAACCGGCACAACGCAGCCGAGCGUACCGAAACAGUCCUUCGACCCGUUCAAGCCCGUCGUACCGUCCACAUACACAAGCCAACAGCCCAAAUCUUUCUCUAGAACUUAUGACGACGUCGUUGGCAUCGCACGUCCCUCACAGUUUACAUGGAACACGAAGCAGGCAGCGCCUCCCGUCUUCUCAUCGAAGCCCUCAGGGCCAGUAAAGAUGUCGAGUGCUUCAAAGACUUUACAGAACUUUAUCGACCUGACAAAAGCUGAUGAUGCCCCAUCUUCGACCAAAUUUGGACAGCCAGCUUACCAGCGGGAGGAAUUCGGCUCAAACGCAUAUUCCUACAUCGACUCUGCCAAAGCGCAGGAAAACAUCAAAGCGUUGCUUGAAGGCGCUUUUGAAGAUGAAGAGGAUAAGCCUAGGACGCGAGCCAGGAAGAAGAAAGUAGAGGAAGACAUGAAUGACUUGGCUGCUAAGCUUCAGCAGGUUUCUGUGGGCUCGAAUGACGAUAAGACGGAAGAGCCCGAGCCUGAGGCCGAGGAGGAGGAAGAAGAAGAAGAAUUAGAUGAUGGGACUCGAGAAGGACUAAAAGUCAAGCUUUUGCCUCAUCAGAUUGAAGGUGUUGCAUGGAUGUGUGAAAAAGAAAACGGACAGAAGAAAACACGAGGCGUGCUGCCAAAAGGAGGUAUCCUUGCCGAUGACAUGGGAUUGGGAAAGACGAUUCAAUCGAUUGCACUAAUCCUUACGAAUCCCAAGCCAUCCGAACCGAAAAAGACAAAAGACGCCGAAAAGGUCGACAGGUGUACAUUGAUCGUCGCCCCCCUUGCUUUGAUCAAGCAAUGGGAAUCGGAGAUUGCAGACAAGAUUGAAAAGACGCAUAAACUUCGAGUCUGUGUCUAUCAUGGCACUGGACGAACCAAAUUCAGCGCGGACUUAAAAGACUACGACGUGGUCAUCACGACCUACGGCACACUCAGCUCAGAGCAUGCUGCAUCUGGAAAGGGCAAGGUUGGCUGUUUCAACAUUCAUUGGUACCGAAUCAUCCUCGAUGAGGCCCAUACUAUCAAGAAUAGAAACGCCAAAGCUACGCAGGCGGCUUGUGCUCUAACUGCACAGUAUCGAUGGUGCCUCACGGGAACGCCUCUACAGAACAAUCUCGAUGAGUUGCAAAGUUUGAUCAAAUUCUUGCGCAUCAAGCCAUACGACGAACUUGCGGCAUGGCGCGAGCAAAUUACCCAGCCUCUCAACAAUGGACGCGGAGGUCUUGCCAUUAAACGAUUGCAAGUCUACUUGAAGGCCUUCAUGAAGCGACGCACUAAAGAUGUGCUGAAGUUGAAUAACAACUUGAAACCUGGAGACGGUAAAGCCGAAGAUGGAAGUCAGAAAUCGUCUACUGGUUUCCAAAUUGUCAAGCGUGAAGUCAUCAAGGUUGAAGCCGAUUUUACAGAGGCAGAAGUCGCCUUUUACAACCGAUUGGAGCAGCGAACAGACCGAAGGCUUUCCCAGAUGAUGGGUGGAUCUAAGCUUGAUUAUGCUAGUGCGUUGGUCAUGUUGCUGCGACUUCGCCAAGCGUGCAACCAUCCCGAUCUUGUUAAGAGCGACUUGGCAGAGGACAAGGAUAUUUUGCUGAACAACGUCGACAAGAGCAAGUCGGCCAAAAAGGACGAUGACCUCGACAAAGUCGCUGAUCUUUUCGGUGGUCUCAGCGUCGUCAGCAAAAAGUGCGACAUUUGUCAGGUAGAUCUUACUGCAACAGAGGCAAAAGCUGGGGCUAGCAGAUGCGACGAAUGUGGCGAUCUAGAAAUUGAAUUGGAACCAGAUGAGAAGAAGAAGAAGGUCAAGAAAGUGAAGCCCAAGAAGCACAGCAAGCCAAAGCUCGUACAGGAMCCCGCCCGCCAAGAGCGGGCUAGAAAGAACAGGCGCGUCAUCGAGGACAGCGAUGAAGAUGAAGAUGAUGGUGAUUGGGUCGUCCCCAAGGGACAGCGACCCUCGGCGAACCUAGGCAAGGCUGGAGGCUCUGAUGAUGAAGAUGCUGAGGGUGGCGGAGAAUGGAUUGGAUCCGGUGACUCCAACACUGAAGAUGACGAAGUGAUCAGCGUCUCGAGCUCAGAUUCCCUAGAAGAUGAUGAUGAUGAGGAAGAGUACGAAGAAGAGGAUGAAUAUGAUGGACCCGACAUUGCGCCCUCCACCAAGAUCCGAGCUUUGAUUCGAAUCUUGAGAAAGGAGGCGCCGGAGUACAAGUUUAUCGUCUUCUCUGUUUUCACACAGAUGCUGGACAAGAUAGAACCUUUCUUGAAACGUGCAAAUCUGGGCUAUGCCCGAUACGAUGGCAGCAUGAGGAAUGAUCUUCGAGAGGCUAGUCUUGAACAGUUGCGAAGCCGGUCUAGCACGCGAGUCUUAUUGUGUAGUCUUCGAGCUGGUGCAUUGGGUCUCAACCUGACCGCCGCCAGCCGUGUGGUCAUUCUAGAGCCAUUUUGGAACCCUUUCGUGGAAGAACAAGCCAUUGACCGUGUCCAUCGUCUGAACCAGACUAUCGACGUCAAGAUCUACAAGAUCACUGUGAAGAACACUGUCGAAGAGCGUAUACUCGACCUCCAAGAACGUAAACGCGAAUUAGCCAAUGCCACAAUUGAAGGAAAGACCGCCGCCGGCAAGCUUACUAUGCGCGACAUGAUGGCUCUCUUUGGGCGAGAUGCAGAAAGCCGGUUUGACCAUGAGCGUGGCGCGCCGGACCUGACAUCAAAGACGAGGCUACUUGUCUCGAAGAAUGAUGAUGAUUCAUCUUCCCCCGGGACGGGUGAUGUCUGGUCCUUGCCAUCCAGCCAGUCGUCACAGGAUGCCAGACGGAAGCAAGACCGCAAGCCGGGUCGACAGGAUGAUUCGGUGUAUGGACGAAGAUGGUGA